AUGGUUAAAGUGUGGCGACAAAUUCAGGAGAAUCAUGUUGAGGAGUAUCUCCACAGGAAAGACCUUUACACCACACUCCUCAUGACUCUCCUGAAGCCUGGGGGAAUCGUGUCAGCCUUAGGACACACGUUUGAGGCUCCACCUCCUCAAAGAGAGCUUCCCUCGGCUCGCCUGCUUCGCCAUGCUUUCCUUCUGGCGGAGGCCAGCAACGUACAGGACUACAGGAACCAGAUUCUCUCCACUUUUGGCAAAGUGCUAAAGAUGGACUCCACUAAAAAGGUGGUGAAGAAGCUGUCUGGGGAGGGUAAAGGCACGGCGGAGUGGUUUACCAGCAUAGGCAAUGAGCAUUCGCAGAUUGUCUCAUUUGUUCUUACCUGUGAAGAGUCCACUCGGUGUCUGAAGCCAAUGUGUCAGGGAGUAAUGGACCGCUUCCACCAGGCCAAUCAACCUGUGCCCAACAUCUUGUACAUUGACCGCGGGUGUUGUCGGGCACAAGGCCCGAGCGCUGUGGAGAGCUUAUUCCAGACGUUGGUUGAGAAUGGUAUGGUGGUGCGUUUGGACAUCUUCCACUGGAUACAUCGCUUUGAUGCAGCCAUUCGUACAGACAGCCACUCCAAGUACGCUGUGUUCAAGUCUGCCCUAGCAGGAGCGGUGCUGGCCUACAACCGCACAGACUUGGAGCUGCUCAUCAAAGCUGUUAGAGCGAAGGACCCGACAGUUUUUCACACCGUGGCUGAUGAAGACAUGAUGCGACUUUAUGUAUCCAGGGAACAGCUGAAGCACCACGUUCGCAGAGUCACACUUGGGGCUCAGGAGACCUUCCGGCUUGUCCAGAUAGCCAUAGAUGAGCUCAAAGGUCCUGCUGGGCUAGACGAGAGUGGAGUCAGCCUCUUCAAAUCGGCAGAAGCAAUAGACGGUGUAUGGGAAGGCCAGCAACGACACCUAGAGUGCAUUCAGGAUCCUCCAGAGAUGAGCAUGUACAGAGUGGCUCAUAGCACCAACAUCAACGGGGUGGACCUUCCUUAUUUCAAAUGUCUCCGUGGAAGCAACAGCCUGGAAGGAUUCCACAAAACACUGCCUCACAUGAUACCAGACUCUCAGAUCGAUCGCUCCUCGUUCCUGGAAAGAAAUCUUCAAAUGAGUCCCCACUGUGCUGCACGUCCAUAUCAAGUUUACCUGAUUAGUGGAAUCGCUCGGUGGAACUCAGACCGCAGCUCUGAUGCUGUGUUUGGUGGGAAAGGCAGAAAACUUAGAUCCUACUCUGCACCUCUGAUCGAGCGCCUUAACACCCGCUGCCAGCAGCUGUUUGGAGAAACCGUGGAGAAGAAUUUCCAAGCCCCUGCUGCUGUGACAUCAAAUGAGCUGCUUGGUUUGGAGUACCUCUUUAGCCAAAGCACAGGUGAAUCUGUUGCCUUCUCCCUCAGUGACCUCUCAAAGGAUGGUCCCAGUCCAGAGGAGGAAGUGGUUCAGCCAGACGAGCUUGACCCCAAUGAGGAUGACGAGGCCUACCAGAGCGACCCAGAGGCAGACCAGGACAGGAUGACUACUGACCCGGCCCACAUAAACCUUACCAUGGAGGAAACCACCACUGCUUACCCUCCGGCCUUUGAGGAUGCCUGUAGCCCCAACCCGCUGCCUGGAUUCCAGCAGCCGGAAAACUUCUGUUCUCUGCUUGUGGAGAUUGGCAAGACUGAGAAUAAGCUGAGCCUGAUGACAGGGCAAAGGAACAGGCUCGUCGCCGCAUGGCACGCUGUAAUGGAACAUGACAAGCAACCACAGAAGUUUCAUCAUCUGUACAGAACACAAUGGGGUAACACGUUGUAUUGCCACACAAAGAGGGACGAUCAUGCUGAUGCUGCUGUGAUUCAGCGGGUCAAGAUGGCCAAACACUACGCACCGGCUCAGCAGGACAUCAGCGCUCAGCAAAACCGACUAAUGUACACACUGGUCAAACUUCUUUGGCUGGGCUUACCUCAAAGAUCCAAAGCAAGCCCAGAAAAACACCCAUUCUGA
Messenger RNA from Triplophysa dalaica, 2013 nucleotides. RefSeq lists its product as uncharacterized. NCBI's taxonomy places the organism in Eukaryota, Metazoa, Chordata, Actinopteri, Cypriniformes, Nemacheilidae. The coding region runs from base 1 to 2013 and encodes 670 amino acids. The record is from RefSeq and is a predicted model, not a curated record. The transcript is spliced from 6 exons.